Aspergillus calidoustus is the source of this 1716-nucleotide messenger RNA. NCBI's taxonomy places the organism in Eukaryota, Fungi, Ascomycota, Eurotiomycetes, Eurotiales, Aspergillaceae. The record is from the annotation of a GenBank genome assembly.
AUGGCGCCCAUAGUGAGCUCAGCAUCAAGCUCCCCGUCCGCCUGGUCGACAACAUCGGACCCCUCAUCGCCAGAGUCGGCCGUAUCCUACUCCUCCUCUUCCUCGCCGACGCAGACGCUGCCCCUCCCACACAGAACGAAAACGGCCCGCUCCGAGGCGAAGAGCAAGACCUUUCUGUGGAUUGACUCCCAGGCCGACGACGGGAAAGGAUCGACGGUGCGGAAGCAGAAACAGGCGUUUGUUGUCAAGAAGAUCCACGAGGAGAGGAAGAAGGCGUCGAUAGAGCGGCUGAAGGCUACGAAGCCGCCGCCUCCAGCAGCGCCGCCGAAGCCCAGUUUGGCGCUGGAAAGAUCUGGAACUAUACAGCGUGCUAUUGAUGAUGGGCAAGAGGGCCAGGAAGAGGAUAUUACUCGUCCAAGCCCGGAAGAGGCGAUUGCCAUGGCCGAGGCCUGGUCGUUGAUGCCGUAUCUGAGUCAGGGUUUCAUGGACCCGUUCAAUUGCUACUCGAUAGACAUGACGAGUACGAUGCACAUGUAUCUGGAUUACUUUAGGAUCCACGGUACUGCAGCUGCAUACCCCCUCAACGGGCUAUCGAUGGGUGUCUUCCUGUGGAAGAAUGCAAUUACGAUACCGGCAUUGCUCAAUAUACUUCUAUACUUCAGUGCCAAGCAUCUCACAGUCCUUGGAUCGAAAAAUGGUGUCUCUGCUGAACGCACCGAGUUUCACACCAAGGACUCCUGGCGGCUUCAAGGCAAUGCUCUCAAGCAUUUGAAUAAUCUGCUACAGGACCCGAAGAGGGCAGUCACUCAACCGACAAUCAUCACCAUUGCGUGCUUUAUCACAAUUGAGGCUAGCAUGGCAAACCUUGAGGCCGUCGAAGCACAUCUAAAGGGUCUGAAACGACUCGUCGACCUGAUCGGCGGUCUCGACUCCCUAGCACACAUGACCCUAUCCAGACUAUACCAAUGCGACGUCAAAGGCGCCUCCGUCCGCCAAUCCCGCCCAAUCUUCCCCAUGUCCCCACGCUUCCGCAGCGGAAUCAUCCACGAAUCCAACGUCCUAUCCCUCGACCAAGCCUACGAGCCCCCUCUCGCCCUCACAACGCUCGGAAGACGCUUCACCAGCGGACCCUGGUUCGCCGACAUCGACAUGCAACUCCAAGCCUCCGUCGAGAUCUGCCGGCGGAUCAUACUGUAUUUUGAAUCGGCCCGCAUACACCCGGAGCUCGGCACGCCGACGGAUAACGACCUCCUUGUCUGCACGGAGCACCAGCUCCACUCGCUGUCAUUUCCGACGGGCGAUAGCCUGAACGAACCGCUGCGGCUGAGCCUGCUUAUAUACCUCAACACGCGCGUCUGGCAUCUGGGCAAACUACCCAUUAUGGGCCGCCUCGUGGGCCCCCUGAAAGCAAGUCUUGUACAGCAGCUCCCCUUCUUCCAAGCGCUUGCACCAGACCUCAUCUUCUGGAUCUUGUUCAUGGGCGGCAUGGCGGCGAGAGCGUACCCCGUGUAUCCGUGGUUCGUCACCCGCCUCGCGGAAACAGCCACGCUGCUGGGGGUACGGGAGUGGGGCGAGGUGAGAGCAUUGCUCGGCGAGUUCUUCUAUACGAAUCAGCCCGGGGAAACGCCGGCGGAGGAUCUGUGGGAUGAGGUGUUGCUUGAUGGGGCGCAGACGUAUAUCGCGCCGACUGGUGGGCUGCAGGUUUUGCAUAUUUAG